AUGUACAAGUCCGUCAUCCUGCUGACGCUAAUGUAUGGAGCAGAGACUUGGACGGUGUACUCAAAGCAGGCACACCGUCUGAACCACUUCCACCUCAGUUGUUUUCGCCGCAUCCUGAGGCUGAACUGGCAGGAUCGCAUCCCCGACACUGAUGUGCUGGAACGGACGGGAAUCCUCAGCAUCUACGCCAUCCUGAGACAAAUGCAGCUGCGCUGGAGCGGCCACCUGGUGCGCAUUGACGACGAGCGACUACCCAAACGACUCUUCUAA
This is a messenger RNA of Spirometra erinaceieuropaei, 270 nucleotides long. Lineage: Eukaryota; Metazoa; Platyhelminthes; Cestoda; Diphyllobothriidea; Diphyllobothriidae. The record is from the annotation of a GenBank genome assembly.